Humulus lupulus (European hop) is the source of this 2464-nucleotide messenger RNA. RefSeq names its product boron transporter 4. Gene Ontology annotation, molecular function: solute:inorganic anion antiporter activity. Gene Ontology annotation, biological process: monoatomic anion transport; transmembrane transport; monoatomic ion homeostasis. Gene Ontology annotation, cellular component: plasma membrane. Bases 155 to 2167 code for a protein of 670 amino acids. NCBI's taxonomy places the organism in Eukaryota, Viridiplantae, Streptophyta, Magnoliopsida, Rosales, Cannabaceae. The record is from RefSeq and is a predicted model, not a curated record. The transcript is spliced from 14 exons.
UUUUUGGUGGCGCGGUUCCUUUAAAGGACGUGGAGCGACUCUGCUUCAGAUUUCUCGCUGUCUCUGAUUCAAACCAGUCACCACCACUUGUUUCCUUUCUCCAAUUUCACCGGGACACAUUUUCCGGCGGAUUCGCCGCCGGUUGGAAUUCCCGAUGGAAAGUUUCAAAGCCCCUUUUAGGGGUAUUGCGAAUGAUGUCAGAGGAAGAGCUUCAUGUUACAAACAAGAUUGGAUUAGUGGUCUUUGUUCAGGAACCGGGAUCUUGGCUCCAACAACGUACAUUUUCUUUGCUUCUGCUCUUCCUGUUAUUGCCUUUGGUGAGCAACUGAGUAGAGAUACAGAUGGCAGCUUGAGCACAGUUGAAACUCUGGCUUCUACCGCAAUUUGCGGUAUCAUGCACUCAAUUUUGGGAGGACAGCCUCUAUUGAUCCUUGGAGUUGCAGAGCCUACAGUUAUUAUGUACACCUAUCUUUUCAACUUUGCCAAAGGAAGGGAAGAUUUGGGACGUGAACUGUUUUUGGCAUGGGCAGGAUGGGUUUGCGUAUGGACGGCACUUUUGCUGUUUCUACUUGCAAUAUUCAAUGCCUGUACAAUAAUCAAUAGGUUUACGAGAAUUGCAGGAGAGCUUUUUGGCAUGUUGAUAUCUGUCUUAUUCAUUCAAGAGGCCAUCAAGGGAAUGGUGAGUGAGUUUGAAAUUCCUAAAGCUGAAGAUCCAUCUUUGGAGAAAUAUCAAUUCCAGUGGCUAUACGCAAAUGGAUUAUUGGGGAUCAUUUUCACUUUUGGUCUUCUCGUUACUGCUUUAAAGAGCAGAAGGGCAAGGUCAUGGUGGUAUGGCACAGGGUGGUUCAGAAGUUUCAUUGCAGAUUAUGGUGUUCCAUUAAUGGUGUUGGUGUGGACAGCCUUGUCCUUCAGUGUACCAAGAAAAGUUCCCUCUGGAGUUCCUAGAAGGCUGUACAGCCCUCUCCCCUGGGAUUCUACAUCUUUAAGGCACUGGACGGUAAUCCAGGAUAUGGGAAAGGUUUCUCCUGCAUACAUAUUUGCUGCUUUCAUUCCUGCUGUGAUGAUAGCAGGGCUUUACUUUUUCGACCACAGUGUUGCCUCGCAACUGGCUCAACAAAAGGAGUUCAAUCUAAAGAAACCUUCAGCUUACCAUUACGACAUCUUGUUGCUUGGAUUCAUGACGCUACUUUGUGGACUAAUUGGUUUACCUCCAUCUAAUGGAGUCUUGCCACAAUCGCCAAUGCACACAAAAAGCCUAGCAGUUCUCAAGAGGCAGUUGAUGCGAAGAAAAAUGGUGGAGAGUGCCAAAGAAAGCAUAAAGCAGAAAGCCAGCAACUCUGAAAUCUACGGAAAAAUGCAAGCUGUGUUCAUCGAAAUGGACAGCGGUUCAUUUACUAGUUCAGAUGUACAGGAGCUGGAAGACUUAAAGGAGGCAGUCAUGAAAGGUAAAAGCGAAUUGGAGAAUGCAAAGGAGACAUUUGAUCCUGAGAAGCACAUUGAUGCACACUUACCAGUCCGAGUUAACGAGCAGAGAUUGAGCAACCUGCUACAGUCACUUCUUGUUGCAGCAUCGGUCUUUGCCAUGCCUGUAAUAAAAAAGAUACCUACAUCAGUUCUCUGGGGAUAUUUCGCCUACAUGGCCAUAGACAGUCUGCCUGGAAACCAAUUCUGGGAAAGAAUGCUUCUUCUUUUUGUAACUCCUGGCAGACGAUACAAGGUCUUGGAAAAAGUUCAUGCUUCGUUUGUGGAGUUGGUUCCAUACAAAUACAUGGCCAUAUUUACACUCUUUCAAUUUGUGUAUUUCCUGCUGUGUUUUGGUGUGACAUGGAUUCCUAUAGCCGGAAUAUUAUUCCCAUUGCCAUUCUUCCUUCUCAUCAGCAUAAGACAGUAUCUCCUUCCCAAGUUGUUUCACCCACGUUACCUUCGGGAACUCGAUGCAGCCGAAUAUGAGGAAAUCACUGGCGCCCCAAGACUCUCUCUUAGCCUCUCUCUCAGGGGAAGAGAAUCACCCAGAUUAGGGGAGGAAGAUGGAGUUGAGAUGUGUGAUGGUGAGAUAUUAGACGAGUUAACAACGAGCAGAGGAGAAGUGAAGGUCAGAGCUAUGAGUUUCAGUGAAGACAAACUUAGUCAGAUUCAUCCUGGGGAUAUUGUUGAGGACAAAGAAUGACGAAAUAUGAGUUGGACUAAUGUGUCAACUUGUUAUACACAUGAUUUUCCCACAAGGGGUACUUGAAUUUUCAGAAGCAUAUACAUGAUUACAGAAAAUUAUGAAUAUUAGAAGGCUAAUAUACCAAAAAAGGUGUAGUAAUGGUAGGUUAGUGAAUGUUGGAAGAUUGAAUUUUUGUUGUGCUAAGGACUCUCUCUUACACAAUUGAAGUAAUAUUUAACAUGCAGACAUUACUCAAAUAUUUUAUGUUUUAAAAAUACUAAAUUAUUUGUAUCAAAUAUUUAGAUUGGACUCGUA